This is a messenger RNA of Molossus molossus (Pallas's mastiff bat), 2623 nucleotides long. RefSeq names its product triadin-like. NCBI's taxonomy places the organism in Eukaryota, Metazoa, Chordata, Mammalia, Chiroptera, Molossidae. Gene Ontology annotation, cellular component: membrane; sarcoplasmic reticulum. Gene Ontology annotation, molecular function: signaling receptor binding. The record is from RefSeq and is a predicted model, not a curated record. The transcript has 13 exons. Bases 1 to 552 code for a protein of 183 amino acids.
AUGGUGAAAGGUUACAAGGAGGGGGAAAGGACAUCAGGUACAGAAGUCAAGCCUAAGCCUCCACAGCCACAAGUAAAAAAAGAAGAGAAGCCAGAACAAGAUACAGUGAAACCAGAAAAGACUGUUUCUCAUGGUAAACCAGAAGAAAAAGGUGUCAAGCAGAUAAAAGCUACCACAAUAGAAAAAACAGUCUCCACAGUCAAGCCUAAAUCAGCAAAGAAAGUUGAACAUCUGGAAAAAGAAUCUCCACCUAUAAAAACAGACAAACCAAAACCAACUUUAAAGGAAACUUCAGAAGUCAGAGAAUCAGCAAAAAAACCUGCAAGAGUAUCAAAAGAUGUUGAAGAUGUUCCAGCUUCAAAGAAAGCUAAAGAAGAAGCUGAAGAUGUGUCUUCCACACAGAAGCAAAAAAGCCCCAUCAGUUUCUUCCAGUGUGUGUACUUGAAUGGUUACAACGGCUAUGGAUUUCAGUUUCCUGUCACUCCUGCACAGCGCCCUGGAGAGAGCUCUGGCCCACCAGGUCCUCCAGGACAGAAGCAACAAGGACAAUAGACGCACAUGUGCCGCCAUUAAAAAUGCUUGAAGACUUUGAGAAUAGAAUCUUUCAUUUGUCCACAGUGGCACCUGCAAUUGAAAUAAAGGAAUUUGAGGAAUUUCUUUGAAAUAUUUUACUAUUCUGCCUGGUGUAGAAAAAAGAAAAAUGUGGGUGAAGGGAUUGAAUAAUAAGCAGACAUGUUGGAAGGUCUGAUGCCCAAGAAUCUGUUAUUUGUGUUUGUUGUUGGCGUGGGUGCUUAUAUUUUUCUAUUUUCACUUACUGUAGAGUUGUGGACAAAUCAGUUAAUGUUUACUUAAUAAUUAUCUUUUAAAUGCAAUUGACACAAUUACAAAAUAAAAUUCCUGACUUCAAUUAGAUAGGUACUUUUAAAAGAAAACAGAGACUAUGCUUAAGUUUAAAGAGUACAGGAACUUAUAUAAAAGCUACUCUUUUGCAUCAUGUAAGUAUCUGAACUCAAUUUACCAAUAAGUUGAUGUUUAAUAGUUUAAUUUUAUUUAUGUCUAUUUUUAGUUUAGUUGUGGCUAUGCUUUAAGACUGGGUUGCACCAAAGAGUGCUGAAGUUCCUUGUGAUGUUGUUUUAGAGCUCAGAAUAUCUCUGAACUUGAGACAUGACAAGAAGGAAUAGAAAUGUUAGAUGAAUCUUAUCUCUAAGAUGUACCUGAAUUGUAAUGAGGAGAAUUACAAUUAGGACAUUCACUCUAGUGGAAAUGCACCAUCCAAUUAGGCAGGCCUGGUGAAUUAUUGGUGUAAAAUAUAAGCAAAUGAGACAUAGAAUUUUCAGAUUUCUCCAGACUGUGCCCUGAUGAUAACAUCACCUGGGUGAAGUUUUAGAUCAAUCACUAAAUCUGAGUGACAGAUGCAAAAGUAUUUUCAUUGCACUAAUAGGAUCCUUCUGUGGAGUUAAAUCGCUCUUCUUUCUCAAAAAGGAAAAAUAUGAAUGUCAUCAAAGUGGAAGGAAUUCAUUUUUAAAAGAAGUACAUCAUGAGAUGGCUUGUUAUCAGUGCCAAUGAAAUGCAUGACAAUCUUUAACUUACUUGACAAUGCAUCAUUGGGAAUGACUAUUGUGGCUUUUCCAUCUUUUGUCUCCCAGUGACAUAAAUACUUGUGAUCUUUAUCACAUUUUUCUAGUAACUCUAAACGUUAUGCUACUGUGAUCUUUUCAUGUUUACAGUUGCAACUCAACUUAUGGCAAAUUAACUCAGGAAAUAAAUUGAGUUUUUUUUGUUGUGUUUUUUAGCGUUAUACUUACCUUAUGGCGAGGUAGCCAGAGCCAAUACUAGCCAAGUGAUUUAUUUUCAAGGACUGCAACAAACUAAGUUCUUUAAUUCCAAGAUGUGGAACACUGUCUUACUAAAAUAUCAUUAGGCUAGGGUAUGAGUAACAUGAUCAUUAUUAAUAAUGGAUUUUCAGUGACUUUUGUGAAAGAAGUUGGUCUUAGCCACAUGCUGGUAGACCUAGCUCACACCACAAAAGCUAACAUUACAAUGAACCAAGAUUGAUGACACUCCUUAAUGGGGGCCUGGAAAUGUGUCCUGUCAGGACUGACCACAUGGUACAGCCUCAAAACUCCUUCAUGUAGCAAUGGAAGUUGGUGGUAGGGCAGUGGAUAGAGUUUAUUGCUCAACUGCCCCUACAGCUUUUACAAUUUAGUGAGUAAAAGAAAUAGAGAGGAAAUAUAAUUGUUUUUUUAAUUGUAUAGAACAGAAUGAUUUAUUCAUAAAUUCUCAUAUUAAAUGAUUAUUUAUUGAGCACUUACUCUUUCUAGAGCAUUGUAUUGUAAUAGGCACUAGAGUGUAUAAGAAAAAUAUUAGAGACAAUUUAUAUUACCAGUAUUAACCUGAUACAAUGUGUGGCCUUGGAAAUUUUACCAAACACACCAUGCUUGUUUUCUUAUGUGUAAAAUAGGAAUUUCAAGACCAUCAACCUGAUACACAGAUGUACUAUGAACACUGACAAAAUAUCUUAUUAUGAAUAUGACAUCAACAUUAAUUUCUAAAAUAAUAUUUUUGGAUGUUUUUUCUCUGAGUGCUUUUCUACAUUAUAUUAUUGUUUCACUUUCAUUAUGAA